AUGGCACAGACACAGAUAGCAGCCAUCGUCCCCUCCUCUGGCGCCUCAGCAGACACCGUCCUCCGCAUCACAACAGACCAUCCCAUCCCUGUCCCCGCAGAUGACGAACUGCUUGUGAAACUUGAGUACUCUGGCGUCUGUCAUUCAGACCUGCACAGUAUUCGCGGCGAGACGCCUAUGUUGACGGAUGUGGCAGGGCAUGAGGGGGUGGGGAGGGUAGUCAAAGUCGGAGCCAGUCUUGACGAAAGCGAAUGGAGGGAUAAAAGGGUUGGGAUCCGAUGGCUAUAUAGCUCCUGUUUGAGCUGCGAGAUCUGUGAAAUCAACAAUACAGCAUGUCCGUACCAGAAGAAUGCCGGUGCUAAUGUCCCCGGGACCUUCCAGCAAUAUAUCGUUAGCCCUGCAAUCCAUGUCACCAGCAUCCCUUCAGAACUUCCCCCGGACACAGCUGCUCCGCUGUUGUGUGCCGGAAUUGCAAUGUACUCCUCCAUUAUGAAAACGAGAACUAGACCGGGAGACUGGAUCGUUUUGCCUGGGGCGGGCGGCGGUCUCGGCCACAUGGGGGUUCAAAUAGCAGUCAAGAAGGGCCUAAAGGUUAUUGCAGUCGACAGUGGAGAAAAGAAAAAACAGUUAUGUCUAUCACUGGGUGCCUCAAAGUUCCUCGACUAUAGGGCCGACGACGUGGAAAGCGAGGUCAAGGCUCUAACUGCCGGGCUAGGGGCACACGCAGUGAUAUGCACCGCCAAUAGCGAGUCUGCCUAUAUGCAGAGCAUGCGGAUGCUCCGAAGGCUCGGGGUCUUGGUCUGUGUUGGUAUCCCAAAUGUACCGUUUCGGCUGCCAGCUACACCAUUCGACAUGAUUGUCAAGGGCCUCACAAUUGUUGGAAACUCUGCAGGAACAGCCAAGGAGAUGGCUGAGCUGAUGGAAAUGGCCGUGGCAGGGGAUGUCAAAGCCCAUAUUGAAGUCUUUGACCUUUCCAUGAUCAACGAGGUCUUUGACAGGCUGGAGGCAGCCGCUAUUGAUGGCAGGGCCGUCUUGAAGAUCCCGGAGUAA
This is a messenger RNA of Penicilliopsis zonata CBS 506.65, 1050 nucleotides long. RefSeq lists its product as hypothetical. Bases 1 to 1050 code for a protein of 349 amino acids. The record is from RefSeq and is a predicted model, not a curated record. Lineage: Eukaryota; Fungi; Ascomycota; Eurotiomycetes; Eurotiales; Aspergillaceae. The transcript is spliced from 9 exons. Gene Ontology annotation, molecular function: oxidoreductase activity.